Molecule: messenger RNA, 1498 nt
Organism: Cynara cardunculus var. scolymus (artichoke)
Lineage: Eukaryota; Viridiplantae; Streptophyta; Magnoliopsida; Asterales; Asteraceae
Product: pectin acetylesterase 8-like
Exons: 12
Coding region: 199-1371 (390 amino acids)
Biological process (GO): cell wall organization
Cellular component (GO): plant-type cell wall
Molecular function (GO): pectin acetylesterase activity
Source: RefSeq, a predicted model, not a curated record
ACAUUUGACAACGUUGCCGUGCUUCCAAAACUCACACACCCAUUUCUCACCGCUCCCCCAACACACACGCACACAGACAUACAUAUAUGCAUACAUAUAUAUAUACACACACACACAUGUAUUUGUAUAUCUCUAUAUAAGCUUACACCUUUUCUAAGCUCAAAUCUUUGUAGGGUUUUGGUACUAAAAUAGGAAAGGAUGAGUAAAGUAAGAUCAAAAGAGUGGGUUAAAUGCACAGUAAUAGUGUGCAUACUGUUGUUUCUAAAAACAGAAGGGUUGGAAGAGGUGGGGAUAACCAUCAUUGAAAGUGGGGUUGCCAAAGGAGCAGUUUGUUUAGAUGGAAGCCCACCAGCAUACCAGCUUGCUAAAGGAUUUGGAGAUGGAGUUAACAAUUGGUUGGUUCAUAUACAGGGGGGAGGAUGGUGCAACACAGUAGAAGAUUGCGUUUACAGGAAAACAAUGGACAACGGAUUAGGGUCAUCCAAGUUGAUGCCGAUGUUGAACUUCACAGGGAUUUUGAGCAAUGAACAAGAACAGAAUCCGAACUUCUACAACUGGAAUAGAGUCAUCAUGAGAUACUGUGACGGUUCAUCAUUCACCGGAGAUGUGGAAGAAGUCGAUCCUGCCACUAACCUUUACUUUAGAGGUGCAAGAGUCUUCAAUGUUAUAAUUGAGGAGCUCAUGAGCAAAGGAAUGAAUGAUGCACAAAAUGCUCUUUUAUCUGGGUGUUCGGCUGGUGGGUUGGCUUCAAUACUGCACUGUGACAAGUUUAAAGGAUUCUUCCCAUCAAGUACUAGAGUAAAAUGCAUUGCUGAUGCCGGUUAUUUUGCUCACGUGAAAGACCUAUCCGGAGAGUACCGUUUUGAAAAAUACUACAACGACGUCGUUACAUUACAUGGAUCGGCAAAAUAUUUACCAUCCGGAUGUACUUCAAAUAUGACACCUGGUUUAUGCUUCUACCCACAAUUCGUUGUGCCGUAUAUCAAGACACCUAUCUUCAUACUAAACUCGGCGUACGACACAUGGCAGGUAUACUACAUCUUGUCAUCAAACGAAGCCGAUCCCCAAGGAAAUUUCACCAAGUGUAAGAUGGAUUUGAAUGAAUGCUCCACACCUCAACUCCAAAGGUUCCAAGAUUUUAGGUCAGACUUUUUGUAUUCAGUUUCAGCCAUUGGCAAUGAUUCUUCCAAUGGAAUGUUUAUAAACACUUGCUACACUCACUGCCAAUCUGAAUUCCAGCCAGCAUGGUCUGGAAAUGAUGCUUCAAAACUGGACUACAAGACCAUUUCAGAGGGAGUUGGUGACUGGUUUUACGAGAAAAGUGAGUUUCGAAAGAUAGAUGACGAGCAUAAGUUGCCACAUUACUGUUAGCUUUCGCUCAAUUAUCUCAAAGUAUAGCAUACGAAGAUACAAUAAAGUUAAGGACAUUGUCUCUAUGUACUUGUUGAAAUAAGUUGUCCUUCGAAUAAAAUAAGCGGUAACUGCGCAACAGAAUUCA